Micropterus dolomieu (smallmouth bass) is the source of this 1470-nucleotide messenger RNA. RefSeq lists its product as uncharacterized. The record is from RefSeq and is a predicted model, not a curated record. Gene Ontology annotation, cellular component: external side of plasma membrane; membrane raft. NCBI's taxonomy places the organism in Eukaryota, Metazoa, Chordata, Actinopteri, Centrarchiformes, Centrarchidae. Bases 55 to 978 code for a protein of 307 amino acids. Gene Ontology annotation, molecular function: protein tyrosine kinase binding; MHC class II protein binding. Gene Ontology annotation, biological process: interleukin-15-mediated signaling pathway; positive regulation of ERK1 and ERK2 cascade; T cell activation. The transcript is spliced from 7 exons.
UGCAGCAGAGAAGUCUCACAACCCGUCCAUCUGCCGACAGGGAAUGGACACAGAAUGUCUCUACUGGAAUUAAUCCUUAUUUUCGUGCUUCAGUUUGAAGCAGGCAUCCUUGGAGAAACCACUCUCUAUAAAAGACCUGGACAUGAUGUCAUUGUGCCCUGUGCCCUUACAUCAUCCUCUGACACAACAUGCUCCAGUGUUAUAUGGUUUUACAGAAGAGUAUUAUCUCAGACUUUCAAUGAGGUUGUGAAUGGAAAAGUUGAGCAGACCUCAGCCCGAGCUGCCAGGCUGAGUCUGGACGCCAGAUGCUCUCUGGUCAUUAACAACAUCACUGCUGAGGAUGCUGGUCGCUACACCUGCUGGCAGGGGAGGACCCCUAAUAAUGAUAUACAUGUACAGCUCAAUGUUCUGACAAUCUCUCCAUCUCCACCAGAUGCUGAUCCAAAGAGGGACGGUAACAUCACAUUAGAGUGCUCUCUGUUGAGAUACAGCGACCUCCCUCCUUGUGAACAGAACAGCAUCCGCUGGGUGGAUGAGACAGGAACUGUGUUGCUUGGUGAAGGUGUCGGGUACAAGCUCCUCAGACAGAAGAACUGUGUUUCUGUUUUGACUGUGAAGCGUCAGAGUGGCCACAACAGGAGAUACACCUGCCAGGUUGUUGAUAAGAAGAACAAUGUAGAGAUAGAGGCUGACUACACACCUUUCUUCACAGAUCCUUCACCUGAUCAGCCCUACAUCAUAAUUGGUGCAGUGGUCGGGAUGGUGGUAGUGCUGGUUAUCAUCGCUGCUGUUUUCAUAAAAUACAGGAAGAGAGUCCAAGAGGCAAAAGUGACAGAGGAUGUUCAAAAACCAAUCCAACAGCCUGAUGAGCUGGAGAACAAUCUGACAUAUGUGACUGUUAGCCAUAAUCAGCAGGCCUCUCUGGAGAAAAAGGUCGAGGAGGAGGAGGUGACUUAUUCUGCAAUCAGACUCCAAUGAAGACCGAAGCAGACAAUGAUCCCAGCUACAGCUAUGUCAGAAAAUCAAAAGAAAUUAGAGGACUUCUCAUAAUGUCGUAUUAAAGUGUUUUCUGUUUUGUUGUGCAGUGGACAGAUGGAUUUGCACCUACGUUGAGUAGUUGUUUUGAGUUUCUGUUGGACUGUUUCUGUUGCUCAGGUGAACUUAUAAGUUGUUACUGCUAUAGAUUGCAUCUUCAUAAGCAAAGAAAAAGCUGCUGUGCUUUACAGUCUUUUUGUAUUUGAGUUUUUCCAAAUAUUUCAGUCAAGUCCAAAUGUUCAGUAAACAGAAUCGCCCUUAAUGUUCAAAUGUUACUGUGAUAGCAAAUUUUAUUUGCACCCCCAUUUUGGGUUUUAUGAGAGUAAACCUAACCUGUUAUUUUGCCAGUUGAGACAUUUUAUUUUGUUGUAAAUGUGUGUUAUAUUACAUAAGCACUGCUAUGAUAUCUAGUAAAAGAUUUGAAUAGAUAUUGUU